Paraphaeosphaeria sporulosa is the source of this 391-nucleotide messenger RNA. RefSeq lists its product as uncharacterized. The record is from RefSeq and is a predicted model, not a curated record. Bases 57 to 281 code for a protein of 74 amino acids. The transcript has a single exon. Lineage: Eukaryota; Fungi; Ascomycota; Dothideomycetes; Pleosporales; Didymosphaeriaceae.
ACCGUGUCGCAGCACUUGUCUGCCUUAGUGUUGCAUUCGUCCUCUCUGCACCUACCAUGCUUGUUUGUUCAUUCUCCGGCAUCAAGUUCGUCAUAAUCAUUCUACAGUUUGUGUUUCUACAGACGCGAAUGCUGAGGGCCAAGAUGCUUGGACUACACUUGGCGUUCAGCAGGGACGUUUCAAACAUGACAUAUAGAAGACAGUCGCAAGGAACCUGGAUCCAAUAUGUUAUUGGAACCGUACUUGUGGAUACAAUCUUCGGACCUUUGCUGCCUGGGUAGAUCGCUCACCAGGUUGAUUAGGCCACGACAUCAGCCCGCAUAAGCAUCAUUCUUUGUUCAGUCCUUGGAGUUUUGGUACGAGGGAUACGAAAGGUCAACCGCCGGGCUGG